This is a messenger RNA of Carassius carassius (crucian carp), 1514 nucleotides long. Its product is annotated as mitochondrial uncoupling protein 2-like. Gene Ontology annotation, biological process: adaptive thermogenesis; mitochondrial transport; mitochondrial transmembrane transport. Gene Ontology annotation, molecular function: oxidative phosphorylation uncoupler activity. Gene Ontology annotation, cellular component: mitochondrial membrane. Lineage: Eukaryota; Metazoa; Chordata; Actinopteri; Cypriniformes; Cyprinidae. The record is from RefSeq and is a predicted model, not a curated record. The transcript has 7 exons. The coding region runs from base 158 to 1087 and encodes 309 amino acids.
AAUCUUUCCUCGAGAAACACCUCCCUGAGCGGAGGAGGAAGAACCCCUCUUGGAUAAUGAUAUAUAAAGAAAGACAGAUCAUGCCCUCGUCCCUCCAGAGCUCCAGUCGUCAUCCUGUCACUCCAUCAGACAGAGGAACUCAAUCACAGCUGUCAGUAUGGUGGGUCUGAAGCCGUCUGAUGUUCCUCCUCCUCUGGGUGUGAAGGUUCUCAGCGCAGGGACGGCCGCCUGCAUCGCUGAUUUAGUCACCUUCCCUCUGGACACCGCAAAAGUGCGGCUACAGAUCCAGGGAGAGAAAGCGGUGACGGGCGCAGCUGAAGGCAUCCGGUACAGAGGGGUGUUUGGGACCAUCAGCACCAUGGUGAGAACCGAGGGCCCGCGCUCGCUCUACAACGGCCUGGUCGCCGGUCUUCAGAGACAGAUGGCCUUCGCUUCCAUACGAAUCGGCCUCUACGACAACGUCAAGAGCUUCUACACACGCGGCAAAGACAACCCCAACGUGGGCAUCAGGAUCCUGGCAGGCUGCACCACCGGAGCGCUGGCCGUGUCUGUGGCUCAGCCCACAGAUGUGGUGAAGGUGCGCUUCCAGGCCCAGAUGAACCUGCAGGGGGUGGGCAGACGCUACAGCGGCACCAUGCAGGCCUACAGACAGAUCUUCCAGCACGAGGGGCUCCGGGGCCUGUGGAAAGGAACUCUGCCCAACAUCACGAGGAACGCGCUGGUCAACUGCACUGAACUGGUGUCCUACGAUCUCAUCAAGGAAGCCAUUCUCAAACAUAAACUCAUGCCAGACACUCUUCCGUGUCAUUUCGUGUCUGCGUUCGGAGCGGGGUUCAUCACGACGGUGAUCGCGUCUCCUGUGGAUGUGGUGAAGACGCGCUACAUGAACUCUCCUCCUGAGCAGUACAGGAGCUCCCUAAACUGUGCCUGGACCAUGAUGACCAAAGAGGGGCCCACCGCCUUCUACAAAGGUUUCGUUCCAUCUUUCCUGAGGCUGGGCUCCUGGAACGUGGUGAUGUUCGUGUCGUUCGAGCAGCUCAAGAGGGCCAUGAUGAUGUCCAGGACCAGGAUCGAGGCCACUGCCUAGAGCUUCACCUCAGACCCCUGAAAACCUUUCAAACGCACAUGAGCGGCUGUUUCAGAUUCCUCUGACAGGACGAUGACGAGAACAGUGUGACUUCCAGUUUCACACAGGCAACAUCACGACAGAAACACAUGACCGUCAUCCUUUCUCUUUCAGGGUAAACCGCUAGAAAAGCCACACAAUGAUCACACAAUGCACAAAGCUUCUGAAACUCCGCCCCUUGAUAAACCAAUGUACAUAAUGUUUAUGUAAUAUUUAUAUGUCCUCAUUUUUUAAGCAAUUAGAGCUUUGUUUAAAGCUUAAUGUUUAUUCAACCCUAAAUAUCCAACAACUAACCCUGGAAUGACCUAAAAAGUGUGGUCUUAUUACUGGAAACAACUGGAAAAGACAUAAAGAUAAGCACAUGCUUCAAUAAACACCUUUAUACAAC